Molecule: messenger RNA, 3935 nt
Organism: Danio aesculapii
Lineage: Eukaryota; Metazoa; Chordata; Actinopteri; Cypriniformes; Danionidae
Product: NACHT, LRR and PYD domains-containing protein 4E-like
Exons: 11
Coding region: 247-3381 (1044 amino acids)
Molecular function (GO): protein binding
Source: RefSeq, a predicted model, not a curated record
CACAGUUAGUGAAGCGAGUCAAAGAGCUCAGAUUGUGUUCCUGCUGCACAAGAGCGUCUGUACUUCUGCAUGGUCAGCGGCUGAUGGUUUCCUCAAAGCUCUGCUAAUGUCUUCAUUGGUGUUUUAGCUGCAGUAUGGCAGAGGAGCGAGUAAAGGAUUCUCUCUCAGAGAAACACAGGUGAUGGUCAGCGGCUAAUUGUUUCCUCAAAGCUCUGCUAAUGUCUGCAUUGGUGUUUUAGCUGCAGUAUGGCAGAGGAGCGAGUAAAGGACUCUCUCUCAGAGAAACACAGGGUGAGAUCAGGAUCAUGUGUGUCCAGCUCUGUGUCUCUGAAGAGUGACUGUUCUAAAAGGGAUCCACUAUACUUCAGAGAGAAAACACCAUCAUCUGUCAAAAGUGAUGAAUAUGAGUUAGCAGAUUCAGGAGACGAGACUCACAGGAGACACAAGAGCUUCACAGACAAUCUCCAGUGGGUCUUUCAGAAUCUUGAGAGUAAAAUGAUCAGAUUUCUGAAGAAUGAACUGGAGAAAUUUAAGAAAAUCUUACAAGCAGAAAACAGACAAGAGUUUGUAAAGGACUUUAAUGAGAACAGAAGCAGAAUCACAGAAGCAGCUCUUGAUCUCACACUCUUCUUCCUGAGAGAGAUGAAGCAAGAUCAAGCUGCUGAUACUCUUGUAGAUGAGCUGUUCUUCAUCAAUCAGCUUAAAUGUAGCCUGAAGAAGAAAUAUCAAAGUGUGUUUGAAGGAAUUGCUCAGCAAGGAGACUCCACACUUCUGAAUAACAUCUACACAGAUCUCUAUAUCACUCAGGGUGCGAGUGAACAGGUCAACACUGAACAUGAGAUCAGACAGAUUGAAGCUGCUUCCAGACGUCAUCAGUCACUAGAGAUAGAGGUUGAAUGCAAACAUUUGUUUGAAGCAGCUGAACAAGACAAGCAGAUCAGAACUGUUCUGACAAAAGGAGUUGCUGGCAUCGGGAAAUCAGUCUCUGUGCAAAAGUUUGUUUUGGAUUGGGCUGAAGGAAAAGAAAAUCAAGACAUCAGAUUCAUAUUUCCUCUUCCAUUCAGAGAGAUGAACUUAAAGGAGAAAGAAAGACAAAGUUUAAAAGACCUCAUAACUCAGUUUUUCCCAGAGACUAAAGGACUGGACCUUACAAGAAGCACACGAUUCAAAGUCCUGUUCAUCCUUGAUGGAUUGGAUGAAUGUCGUCUUCCUCUGAACUUUGCUGGUAAUGAGACGUGUCGUGAUGUAUCUUCAGCAGUCUCUCUAGAUGUUCUCCUGACGAACCUCAUCAAGGGAAAUCUGCUUCCUUCUGCUCUCAUCUGGAUCACCAGCAGACCAGCAGCUGCCAGUAAGAUUCCUGCUGACUGUAUCGACCGGCUGACAGAGAUACGAGGAUUCAAUGAUGCCCAAAAGGAGGAGUACUUCAGAAAGAGACUCACAGAUCAGAAUCAGGCCAGAGAAAUCAUUGAUCACAUUAAACAGUCAAAGAGUCUCUUUAUUAUGUGCCACAUCCCAGUCUUCUGCUGGAUUUCAGCCACUGUUCUCCAGAACAUUCUGAAGGAGAAAAGAAAUACUGAACUGAAACACAGGGCUAAUGCUGAAACACUGCAGGAAUCUCCCAAGACUCUGACACAGAUGUACACACACUUUCUCCGCUUUCAGAUCCAGCAGAGCAGAAGAAAGUAUGAUGGAGAAAACACACCAGAUGUCUCCUGGGAUCCAAACCUCAUCCUUUCACUAGGGAAACUGGCCUUCCAGCAGCUGGAAAGAAACAAUGUGGUCUUCUAUGAGAGCGAUCUGAAAGACUGUGGCAUUGACGUCUAUAAGGCAUCGGUGUACUCAGGCAUGUGUACCCAGAUCUUUAAGGAGGAGACGGGGAUCAUUCUUGGUACCAUGUACUGCUUUCUUCACUUGAGCAUUCAGGAGUUCAUUGCAGCCCUUUAUCAACAUCUGUUUCUAGACAUCAACAAGAAACGAGCAGAAAAAAGCAAAAAUGUGUCCAUGAUUGAUUUGCUGAAGACUGCAGUGGACAAGGCUCUAGAAAGUGAGAAUGGACAUCUGGACCUUUACCUUCGCUUCCUUCUCGGUCUGUCAUUCCAGUCCAAUCGACAACUCUUACGAGGCCUGUUGACACAGCAGGAUGACAGAGACCAGAGCAAAGAGGAAAUAAUCGCAUACAUCAAGCAGAAACUUGAAGGAAAUCUGUCUCCAGAGAGAUCCAUCAAUCUGCUCUACUGUCUGAAUGAACUGAACGAUCAAACUUUGUUGAAAGAGAUUCAGUCUCACCUUAGUAGAGGAAGUCUGUCAUCUGCUGACCUUUCACCUGCCCAGUGGUCUGCUCUGGUCUUUGUGUUGUUGACCUCAGAGGAGGAGCUGGAGGAGUUUGAGCUUCAGAAAUUCCAGAGAUCAGACGAGUGUCUCAUCAGACUAUCAGAGGUCAUCAAAUCCUCCAAAAGAGCUCAGCUACAGAGCUGUAAUCUCACAGUUCAGUGCUGUGAGAGUUUGUCUUCCGCUCUACAAUCCUCAAACUGUGUCCUGAGAGAGCUGGAGCUGAGUAACAAUGACCUGCAGGAUUCAGGAGUGAAGCUUCUCUCUGAUGGACUGAAGAGUCCAAACUGUAAACUGGAGACACUGAGAUUGUCUGGCUGUAUGGUGACAGAGGAAGGCUGUGGUUUUCUGUCUUCAGCUCUGACUUCAAACCCCUCACACCUGAGAGAGCUGGAUCUGAGCUACAAUCAUCCAGGAGAUUCAGGAGUCAAGCUGCUCUCUGAACAACUGGAGGAUCCAAACUACACACUGGACAAACUCAAUCUGGAUCAUGGAGGAGAGAAGAGGAUUACAGCAGGACCAUGCAAAUAUGUCUGUUUCCUCACACUGGAUCCAAACACAGCACACACUGAACUUGUUCUGUCUGAGGAGAACAGAGAGGUGAAGAGUGUGUUAGAGAAUCAGCCGUAUCCUGAUCAUCCAGACAGAUUUGAUUAUUGGCCUCAGGUGUUGUGCAGAGAGAGUGUGUGUGGACGCUGUUACUGGGAGAUUGACUGGAGUGGAAAUUAUGUGGAAAUAUCAGUGUCAUAUAAGAGCAUCAGGAGGAAGGGACGAGGUGAUCAGUGUGUGUUUGGAUAUAAUGAUCAGUCCUGGAGUUUGAUCUGCUCUUCCUCCGGUUUCUCAUUCAUACACAAUCACACACACACUCGUCUCCCAGUGAAGCCGCUCAGCAGGAGAAUAGGAGUGUUUGUGGAUCACAGUGCAGGAACUCUGAUCUUCUACAACAUCUAUAGAGACACAAUGAGCCUCAUCCACUCAGUCCAGACCACAUUCACUGAGCCGCUCUGGCCUGGGUUUUGGCUCAGUUCUGGAUCAUCAGUGAAACUGAGCUGAACGCUGACGAGAUUUACCCACAAUCCUCUGCAGGAGCAGUCAGCUGUGUGUGUGCGUGUGUGUGUGUGUGUGAGUGAGAGAAUUGUAACUCCACAGCAGAUGUAACAGCAGCUCUCCUUCCUCCACAUUCCAGACAGCAUCCUUAUAACACCACUGUUGUUCAAAGGUUUCAGCAUCAUUUCUGCUCUUGUAAUACUUCAGAUCUAUUGUAAUUCUGGACCUAACGAACGCUUUAAAACUCUAAAUCUCUUGAGCAUGUUCAUCAUCUGUUCUGUUUCUUCUUGUGAUAAGUAGAGCAAGUUUUGCUGGAGCAACUAAACAGUGAAUGAACUGCCAGAACUGGAUUUUGAUUUUUGUGGCGUUUUGCGGAACAUUGUGGUCGGCGGAGCAGCCGCAUUGUGGAAACGCUACAAGACGCGCAAGCGUGGGAAGCGAGCCGGCGCGCUCGUCAGGCUAAGACAGCGCGGCUUCAGAACGGCGCUGCCCAGCAUUCACCUGGCGAAUCUCCGCUCUCUUCCUAACAAAAUGGACGAACUACUUCUGCUCACAUGCAA